ACAAAUCUCUCUUUCACUCACCUCCAACGUUCAAGAGGAUAUGGCGGAGGCGGAGGCGGAGAAGGAGGCGACUUGGGCGGCAGCGGCUCAGGCAGAUCCGGAGGGGGCGUUCUUGCUGCUCCAGCGAAUUAUGGAGCCGGAGGAGGACGGCGCCGGAGCAGCGGCUGGGAAGACAGACGGGUUCGAGUGGGAGUUGCACAAGGAAAACGUACGGCCCUUGAAGCGCGGCCGCAACACGAAACUCCUCAACAGAGCCCUCAAAGCCCAGGUCGAUCGCGACCUUAAGGCCUCCCUCCUCCAAACCCGCAGGAGGAUGAUCGAGGCGAUUGAUGAGUACCAGGGAGAGGAUCCCCUUCGGCCAUGGCUCGAUUGCAUAAAAUGGGUUCAAGAAUCAUUUCCGACGGGAGGAGAAUGCUCGGGGUUAGUUGUGAUGUAUGAGCAAUGUGUGCGCACCUUUUGGCAUGACGAACGUUAUCAAGAGGAUUUGCGGUACCUCAAAGUGUGGGUGGAAUACGCGGCCAAUUGUGCUGAUGCUGAAGUCAUAUACCAAUUUUUGGAGGCAAAUGAAAUCGGGCAAAGUCAUUCGAUCUUCUACUCAUCCUAUGCCAUGCUGCUGGAGUCUAAGAACAAGUUCAAGAAGGCUGAUGAGAUUUACAAUCUUGGAUUAGCCAGGAAGGCAAAACCAAUCGAGAAGUUGGAAGCUGCAUACAGGGCAUUCCUUGUGCGUUCUACAAUGAGGCGCGACAAGGAAGAAGAGUUGCUAGAUAAAACCUUGCCAGUUCGAAGCUUUGGGACUGUUUUAACAGCACUGGACUCAAGAAGACAAGCUGCAGAAAAUCCAAGCUCAUCUAAAAGGAUGAUCCCUCUACAGAAGAUCAGUAAUAAUCGACCCCUCUCUGUGUACCAAGAUGAAAAUUCCAAUACAAAUGAUCAACACUCAAACAUGAAAAAAAAUGAGAAGUCUUGGAAUUCCCUAGGAAGUCGAUUAGAUCGAAAUAAGGAAAAUACCUCAAUGCCUACCAAAUGGACAUCAUAUAAGGUUCCACAAAAAGGACAACGAACAAGUUCAGCAGCACCAACUCCACUGAUUAAGGUGUAUGUUGAUGAAGAAUGUGCAGAGAUAAACUCAAACUCAGUUCAGGCUGCAAAGAAUUUGAAGACUACCACCUUCAAACUCGGAAACUCAGCUACUGCAAACUUAAAGAAGGAAACAGAAAUGCUCAAAGACAAUCCAUUGAGGAACUUUCCUCUGAGUAGUCUCAGAUAGCUGGCAUCCAGGUGGUAGCUUGUUCGCACUAGAGCUGAUUGAAUUGAUAGAAUGUUAUCAUUUUUAAACCGCAAUUUGUUUCAUUUGAAGCUGCCUGGUCAUUUCCUUUGAUGUCCAAGCAAAAAGUAGUCUGUUCCACUGAACUCAGUUAAUGUGGCAUUGCAUGCAUGGAUGGGGGUUCAAGGAUCUUAAGAUACACAAUUCAUUGAUUCUUCACUUGUUCAAGUUUAAUAUUUGAAGUCAUUUUCAUUUUAUUGAACAAUAUGUGAAUAUCUCCAUGGUGGCGACCACAAAUGGUUGUAGUGUUGGACAACUAAGAAAGUGUGAUGGGAAGUGGUG
Messenger RNA from Zingiber officinale, 1606 nucleotides. Its product is annotated as mitotic spindle checkpoint protein BUBR1-like. Gene Ontology annotation, molecular function: protein kinase activity. The coding region runs from base 41 to 1267 and encodes 408 amino acids. The transcript is spliced from 11 exons. Gene Ontology annotation, biological process: mitotic spindle assembly checkpoint signaling; meiotic sister chromatid cohesion, centromeric. The record is from RefSeq and is a predicted model, not a curated record. NCBI's taxonomy places the organism in Eukaryota, Viridiplantae, Streptophyta, Magnoliopsida, Zingiberales, Zingiberaceae.